UUCCGACCCCACCCAACUCUGUGCCUCUCUACAAGGCACCCUGACAUGAGCCUCUGGCAGGUGGAGUCCUUCUGCUUUCUUUUUAUGUAAUUUGAACAGUUUCAGGUCUGUGGGACCGGGUUUGGUGUUUUUGUAAAGAGGACACUUUGCGGGGGAAAAACAAACUUUAAAACAGCAGCUUCUGGUGCUGUUGCACCACUUAUGUAUUGUUGUAGUGCGCAGGAAAGUAAAAUGGACUACAAGCGUCGCUUUUUGCUCGGCGGGUCCAAGCAGAAAGUGCAGCAGCACCAGCAGUACCAGAUGCCUGAGCUGAGCCGGACCCUGAGCGCCUCCCUGGCCUCCUCUUGCUCCGCCUCUUCGCCGAUGGGCACCGGGGUGGGCAUGCCCAGCAGCUGCCACCCACCUCCUUCUGGCGCCACCACCGCGGUUGCAGACAUCCAGCAAGGCAUCUCCAAAUAUUUGGACGCCCUCAACGUGUUCUGCCGGGCCAGCGCCUUCCUCACAGACCUGUUCAGCAGUGUGUUCAGGAACUCUCACUAUUCCAAAGCAGCUAUGCAACUGAAGGACGUGCAGGAACACGUCAUGGAGGCGGCCAGCAGGCUGACUGCAGCAAUAAAGCCUGAAAUCGCCAAGAUGUUGAUGGAGCUGAGCGCCGGGGCUGCCAACUUCAAAGACCAGAACGACUUCAGCCUGCAGGAUGUUGAGGUGCUGGGACGGUGCUUCCUCACGGUGAUGCAGGUCCAUUUCCAGUUUCUAUCGCAGGCUUUGCAGAAGGUGCAGCCCGUGGCUCAGUCCUGCCUGGCGGAGGCUCUUGCCCAGGCCCAAGAGCGCUGCGCCAACACCCGCUCCCAAAGCUCUGACCUCGGGUCCCUCACGGAGCUGGAGGACGCCUCCCGCUCAUGGAAAGGUGCAGCUCAGGCCAUGGCGAGGCUGAGAGAGAGGGGCCGGGACGGCUGCCUGGCAGGCAUCCAGGUUCAGCAGCUCUUCUGUUCCAACAACACCACCAUCCCUGAGCACCAGCUGAAGGAGCUGAACAUGAAGAUUGACAAUGCUUUACAGGCCUACAAAGCAGCACUAGAGAGCCUGGGCCAUAGUGAGUAUGCACUGAAGGCCGGCUUUCAUCUUAACCCCAAAGCUGUGGAGGCGGCCUUACAGAGCUGCUGCAGUGAGGCGGAGGCCCAGCAGGCGGGCAGGAUGCAGACCACCUCUCAGCCCAUCCAGUGCGAGCUGCCCACCAUCCCUGUGCAGAUUGGCUCACACUUCCUCAAAGGAGUGUCCUUCAACGAGUCAGCGGCUGAAAACCUCAAACUGAAAACGCACACGAUGCUGCAGCUCAUUAAGGAGGCGCUGGGCCAGAACGGAGUGACCCCCAGGGAUGACUCUCCCGUCACUGAGGUCCUCAACCAAGUCUGCCCAUCCAGUUGGAGAGGAGCCUGCAAGACAGCCGUCCAGCUGCUGUUUGCCCAGGCUGGUCUGGUGGUUGUUGAUACUGCUCAGAUUGAGAACAAGGAGGCCUAUGCUCCCCAGAUCACUCUUGAGGGUUCCAAAGUGGUGGUGCAGGUUCCCUCUACAUGGUGUCUGAAGGAGGACCCAGCAACUAUGUCCUUGCUCCAGCGGAGCUUGGAUCCGGAGAAGACACUUGGUCUAGUCGACGUGCUCUACACGGCAGUGUUUGACAUCAACAGGUGGAAGGAGAGAAAAGAGCAACCUUUGCCCACUAUUCAAAUGCAGCUGCAGCGGGAGAGCCCGGAUUAUGGCGGCCAGGCAGACCUGCCUCCAGGCACCGGCUCCAAGACCUCCAGUGGAUUGCCCAAAACAAUAUCCAAGCUGACCUCCAAGUUCACAAAGAAGGCCUCAUCCAGCUCUAAUAGCGGGGGCAGUUACUCCAUCCCUAGCACCCCGUCUCGCAGCAUGCUGACAACCAGUAGCUCAGAGGAUAAGACCAAGAGCCUGGGCCACAGUGACGGGAGGCUACGGAGCAUCCUGCAGAUGAGCAGCCUGUCCUGCACCCCUGACUCUUCCCAGCAAAGCCUGCUGGCCAACGGUUUAGUGUCCGAUGACCAGGGGAUGAACCUGCCAACGGACCAAGAGAUGCAGGAUGUCAUCGACUUUCUCUCAGGAUUCAACAUGGGGAAAUCCCAGCAGGCUUCGCCCCUGGUCAAAAGGAGGAACUCUGUGGCGUCUGCAAACCCCGCUGAGCUGAAGCCGCCGAGUGGACCUCCGCCAACUUCCCAAUCUAUCUCUCACGGUGGCCUACCGCCUCAAGCUCAGCCUCAGCCCCAGCCUCCACCAUCAGUGCAGAAACAGCAGCCUCAGCCACCUCCUCCACAGCAACAGCAGCAGCAGCCCCCUCUUCCACCUCAACAGCCCUCCCCCCAGGCCCUGCAGUACUACCAGCACCUCCUGCAGCCCAUCAGUCAGCAGCAGCCACCUCCUCCUCAGCUUCCCCCUCAGCAGACCCCACCCCAGGUCUUGUCACAGCAAAGAGUGGCAAGCAAGUGGCUCGUCACCUCUGGGCAACCGCCUCCACCGCAAGGCCCCCCAGCAGGGCUGUCACCCCUGGGUCCAAUUGGGCAGUGGGGCUCUCCUGGACUGCCAGAUCUGAGCUCAGAUCUGUACAGUCUGGGCCUAGUCAGCACCUACAUGGACAGUGUCAUGUCAGAGAUGCUGGGUCAGAAGCCACAGGGGCCCCGCAACAACACGUGGCCCAACAGGGACCAGAGUGAAGGAGUGUUUGGAGUCCUGGGAGACACGCUGCCCUUUGACCCAGCAGUUGGCUCUGACCCGGAGUUUGCCCGUUACGUUGCCGGCGUCAGCCAGGCCAUGCAGCAGAAACGGCAGGUGCAGCACAUCCGUCGGCCCAGCAACACGCGCAGCAACUGGCCAAUGCCUGAAGAGCAACACAGGACCUGGUCCCACCCCGAGUACUAUAGUGAGGGAGAGGCCGUAAACAGCAGCUGGUCAGCCAAUCAGGGGGACUCGGCCAGCUCUAGCGAUGAGACGUCUUCAGCCAAUGGCGACAGUCUGUUCUCCAUGUUUUCUGGUCCGGAUCUUGUAGCGGCGGUUAAACAAAGGAGAAAACACAGCUGUGGUGAGCCGGAGGUGUGCACCCUGCCCUCACCACCACUCCAUCACAUGGCUGAUGAUAACCAGGACAGCAAGACUAAAACCUGGCCUCCCAAAGCGCCAUGGCAGCACUCGACCCAUAACAACACCAUGCCCAAUCCCAGCUCUUCCUUGUACCAGAUGAACAUCCCUCCUUCCUCCCAGUGGAGCGACUCCAUGCAGAUGCUGCAGUCUCCCGUGUGGUCCACUGCCAGCGACUGCUCCCCCUCCGCCGGCAUCUCCUCUGGUUUUCCCUUCACCCAGCAACAGCAACAACAACAGCAGCAGCAGCAGCAACACAAACCCAUGACCAAGGGCUUUAAAUCUUUCCCCCUCAAACAUGAGCACAGGCCCUCCUACCUUCACCAGUACUGAUCUGUCUGUCUGUCUAACGAGUCCACGGUGAAGUGCCACCGAGGGCCUGUAGCUCUGUUAGAUCAGCCACUGAGUGGGCCAAGCUGCAGCCAUUACAGUCCACGCCCACUGAAUUGGAAGAUUUCAAAGCCUUAAAAGGCAAAGUUAAGUAUACACACUGGCUCAACAUUUUUGUAUCUAUAUUUUUCCAUGUCAAACAUCCCCAUUUGAAAAGGAGACGUAUUUUGAAGUUUUUUCGAACUGCCAUGUUUUAACUACGACAAGUGCAUGUGUCAUGCCGGCAGCAGUUAGUCUAGUGGUCGUCUCUAGGUCUGUCGAGCUGACGUCUCCUCAGACGAGAGCUGGAGACGUGCACGGCCGUCACCCACUCGCUUCUGCAGCUGAACGUGUGCGUAAGUGAGCCGAUUACAAGGGUGCAGGGGCUUGAAAUGCUCUCAUUUUGCCCAUAAUAAAUAUACUGUGUCGACAUAGCUGUGACUGCCAAAUCUCACCCAAGAUGACUCAGAAUACAGCUACCAUCUACUGUUUCAUAGCUUGUAAAAUACUGAAGUUGAAAUAUAAAUAUUUAGUUCUUUUUAUUAAGAGGCUUUGAGCAGGCUCAGCAUAAAUAUAGUAAGUCACUGCAGAGGUGUAAUUUGAGAAAAAUACACUACUUUUUCAACAACUGACCAGAGUUAAGAAUUAUAGCAGCAACUAAUGUGCCAUGUUGGUAUCGAUAGCACUUGCAGAAUAUUCCCAACCGAAGCAUUGUUCAGAAGAUGAAUGGUGCUGAGGAGAUGAGAGGUGGUCUGAGAUUAUCGAUAAACGGUGACGUUUCACACCCUGUUGAAUGAAAGCUUUCGGGGAACAUCUUCACAUCCAGAAGCGCAAUCAUUUCCUCCUCUCUGAUUGGCAGUUGUUUUGCUCCAGAUUGACACUAACUCCCGUAAACCUAACUUUUUCUUCUGCUUAAUAAUACAAUAUUUUUCUUGUACAUUUAUUGACAGUAUUAAUCUUAUUUUUGUAUUUUCUUACAUGUUAUACCAUUACUGUAUGUUAGUAUUCUAGUAGGCAUAUUACAUAACACAUUAUUUUCCACCUCCCAAUAUGUGAAAAAGCACAUUUUUUUUUCCUACAGAGUUGAACUACACCAUCUAAAGGUUACCAAAUAUGCCAUGCUAAACACGACAACAUUGUGUGAUAAGGGUGUUUUCGAGCCCUUGUUUCUUCGGUUUCUAUGGCAAUGGGCUGUAUUUAAAAGCCCAGAAUGUUAUCUUUUUGUGAUGUUUGCGGAUGCCAAUGUUGCCUGUAUUUAUGAAAUGACACCAUGUUUUCAGAAAACUAACAUACUUAACAUGUUUACAGAGAAUUGUUUGCUGUAUAUACAUAUAAAUAUAUAUCUUUUUAUAGUUAAUGUGCUUUGCACAAUCAAGAUAUAGGGUUUGUUGCUUUUUGUCUGUGUUCUCCCUCUUAACUGUUGCAGCCUUUUUUAAAGACAUCAUUACAGACCUUGGACUGUAACUGUUAGCUUCUCGGCUGUGUCAAAUGGUUUACUAGUGGCUUCUACAAAAUAAAAUAAAAAAUAAUAAAAACAUGUUGCCCUGAUAGAAGAUAUGAAGGGGGACUGCUUGGCUUAUGUUGCUUAUUGUUCUCUUGAGCUGGCAACUGACUCUUUCCAAGUGUACCAGCAAUGCAAAAAAUGAAUAAAAAUGACUAGCAAUUCAAAA
Messenger RNA from Anarrhichthys ocellatus (wolf-eel), 5186 nucleotides. RefSeq names its product granule associated Rac and RHOG effector 1 (gene garre1). Gene Ontology annotation, molecular function: CCR4-NOT complex binding. The record is from RefSeq and is a predicted model, not a curated record. NCBI's taxonomy places the organism in Eukaryota, Metazoa, Chordata, Actinopteri, Perciformes, Anarhichadidae. Gene Ontology annotation, biological process: Rac protein signal transduction. The transcript is spliced from 13 exons. The coding region runs from base 202 to 3480 and encodes 1092 amino acids.